CACUGGGCGCCCAGUCUGGGAGGAGUGCUGCUUGAGAUUUUGCCUCCUCUAGGAGCAUGUGGCCUCAAGGGGCCAUCUUUGUGGCCCUGCCCCACCUGGGGCCCGUCCUGGUCUGGCUGCUUGCCCCUCAUCGAAUAUCUGGUUGGUGUGAUGGCCCGAGGAAGCUGCCCUGGUGCCCACCCCACAAAGUCUUGUUGCUUGUAUGGACAACCAUCUACUCUGUCAUGGGCUAUGCUUCCUACCUGGUGUGGAAAGACCUGGGAGGGGGCUUUGGGCGGCCCCUGGCCCUGCCUCUUGGCCUCUAUGCUGUGCAGCUCGCCAUCAGCUGGACCGUCCUGAUUCUCCUUUUCGCAGCCCACACCCCUGGCCUGGCCCUGCUUCACCUGCUGCUGCUCUAUGGGCUGGUCGUGAGCACGGCACUGAUCUGGCACCCUAUCAACAAGCUGGCUGCCCUGCUCCUGCUGCCCUACCUGGCCUGGCUCACUGUGACUGCUUCCAUCACCUACCGCCUGUGGAGGGACAGCCUGUGUUCAGAGCACCAGCCUCAGCCCAUGGGACAGAAGAGCGACUGAAGCACCAGGGCACAGGAUAGGAGGAGGAGGCCUGGACAGAGUUGGAAGAGGCAGACUAUGGGGCUCGGGUGGGGAGACGGGGGAGCGGGAGGUAACCAGGGAUUGACGAGACCCUGAUGAUGAAUCACUCCAAUGUGGCCACUGUCUUGGGUCCCCUAGUGCCAGUGUUCAUUAGAAUUCAGAGAAAUAGG
Molecule: messenger RNA, 763 nt
Organism: Pteropus alecto (black flying fox)
Lineage: Eukaryota; Metazoa; Chordata; Mammalia; Chiroptera; Pteropodidae
Gene: TSPO2
Product: translocator protein 2
Exons: 4
Coding region: 57-572 (171 amino acids)
Cellular component (GO): endoplasmic reticulum; membrane
Molecular function (GO): cholesterol binding
Source: RefSeq, a predicted model, not a curated record